CUGUGGGAAAUUCGUAGUCGAUUUCCAACUCCGAAGUAGACGACAAUGCGAACCUUUAUUCUUGUGACUUUGGUCGCUCUCGUGGCUGUGGCCAUUGCCCAGGGUCCGCCACCUCCACCACGUGGUGCAGGCGGACCAGGACCAGGUGGUCCAGAUGGUCCAGGAGGUCCAGGAGGUCCAGGCGGUCCAGGCGGUCCACCUGGUGGUCCCGGCGGCGAGGGUGAAUUUGGAGGAGCUCUCGUUGGUGGCGGCCGUGGAGGCGGCGGCGGUGGUCGCGGAGGUGGCGGCGGUGGUCGCGGAGGUGGCGGCGGAGGUCGUGGAGGCGGCGGUGGUCGCGGAGGUGGCCAUGGAGGUGGCCAUGGAGGUGGCCAUGGAGGACAUGGUCCACCAGGUGGUUGGGGUCCACCACCACCGCCACCACCACGUCGCUCCAGCACCACGGAGAGCACCAGCAGCAGCAGCAGCUCCAGUUCGAGCAGCAGCUCCAGUUCCAGCACAAGCACUACGUCCACGACUUCCACAACCACCGACUCGACGAGCACUAGCACCACUGCAAGUACCGCCACCACAUAGAUGGAUGUCCGGCACUCUAAUGAUCCUGCUGCUCUUCGGCAUCGAGCGGCAGCAAGCUCGCUUUUCGUGUUGAAAUAAAAAAACUUUGAUUAUGCA
Molecule: messenger RNA, 669 nt
Organism: Drosophila sulfurigaster albostrigata
Lineage: Eukaryota; Metazoa; Arthropoda; Insecta; Diptera; Drosophilidae
Product: holotricin-3-like
Exons: 2
Coding region: 46-573 (175 amino acids)
Source: RefSeq, a predicted model, not a curated record